Molecule: messenger RNA, 412 nt
Organism: Aspergillus alliaceus
Lineage: Eukaryota; Fungi; Ascomycota; Eurotiomycetes; Eurotiales; Aspergillaceae
Exons: 1
Coding region: 128-343 (71 amino acids)
Source: RefSeq, a predicted model, not a curated record
CUUUACCGACGGAAAAAGAAAUGCUCAGAAUAUUGGGUCAUAGUGGCUAGACCAUUACUAUUAUCUGUAGGCGAUAUUUCACAAAAGCCAUCAGGUUUUUCUUCUUUUACUAUCAACGUACCAAUGAAUGGCCUCUAUACUUCUACUUCGGAACCGGGGCCGGACCGGGGCCGGCGCUCAGAAGAAUCCACAAGUCGGCGCCGAUCAGGACCCGUUGUCGUUGGUUAUGAAGUCUCACGCGCUCCUACGGUUUCGGAUACUUUUUCUGUUUGUAACUAGUGCGACUGUGGUUCCACGUAGACUAAGACGCAAAGACAGUGUGGAUUCCGGCCCAACAAGAUGAUUUGCUCUCCGCCAGCACGAUUCAAGAGCUCUGACCCACUGGCCCAUAUGGAAAACCUGGAUACUUCCA